Molecule: messenger RNA, 396 nt
Organism: Pedinophyceae sp. YPF-701
Lineage: Eukaryota; Viridiplantae; Chlorophyta; Pedinophyceae
Source: the annotation of a GenBank genome assembly
AUGCAGGCGGUCGACGGCGUGGAGCAGGGCGGGGCGCGGCGGACGGACGCGCACGAGGCACCGCCGGGUUCAGGGAGCGCACCCACAGCGGGGGCCGCGGAGGCGCCGCAGCCCGCAAGGCCCCGCACGUGGCUCGGCUUCUUCUCAGCAGUGUUCUGGGCGACGGAGGAGUUCCUCGCGGACUGUUUCGGCCUCAACGAGAACAAGUACGAGUGGCUCAUGCGGCACCACGCCUACUACUCCGACGCCGACGCAGCGCAGGCGGCCAUCGAGGAGGACUGGUACAGGGCCGAGGAGGAGGCCGACCAGCAAGCAGCGGAGCAGGGACAGGCGCGCGGCGACGCGGCGACGCCGGACGCGGAGGCCGACCGGCCGAGCGUCCAGCAAAUGGCGUGA